Messenger RNA from Daphnia carinata, 1935 nucleotides. RefSeq names its product fibrous sheath CABYR-binding protein-like. Gene Ontology annotation, molecular function: structural constituent of chitin-based larval cuticle. Gene Ontology annotation, cellular component: chitin-based extracellular matrix. Lineage: Eukaryota; Metazoa; Arthropoda; Branchiopoda; Diplostraca; Daphniidae. Bases 141 to 1787 code for a protein of 548 amino acids. The transcript is spliced from 2 exons. The record is from RefSeq and is a predicted model, not a curated record.
UCCGGGAAAUUGGAAGACGAAACAAGACCGCCAAUGCUACAAUCACGGCGUGUGCCCAGAGAUGGCUAGUAUAAAAAGGCAGACGUGCGAUUCUAGUCGACACUAGUUCUUCAGCUCCUGUUCAAUUACUAGUAGCAAACAUGAAACUUUUGAUUGUCGCCCUGUUCUUGGCUUGCGCCUCUGCCCAGUAUUUGCCGUAUGGCUAUUACGGCGUUCCCAUUCCAACUGCAAGCCAAUUUCACGCUCAGGAUGCGCUAGGUCAAGCUUCAUUUGGUUAUGCUUACCCAGGACAGGCCGCUACUAACUACCGCGACCCUUUCGGUAACCAAGUUGGCUCUUACGCUUACGUCAACCCCAACGGAAAGGAAAUCCGCGUCAGCUACGUCGCUGAUAGCCAGGGCUUCCGCGUCCUGUCCAACGAUCUGCCUCAAUCUCCAAUCGAUGAAGGCAAAGCGCCCGUUUUUGAAGGCAAGGCUCCCGUUUUUGACGGUAAGGCACCCGAGCCCGUACAGGACACACCUGAAGUAGUUGCCGCUAAGGCCGAGUUCUUCAAGCUGUUCAAAGAAGCUGAAACUGCCGCAGCAUCCGCCCCAGCCGUCGAAGCCGCUCCCGUUGCUGACGCUCCAGUUGCCCCAGUUGCCGAAGUCGCCCCCGUUGUUGAAGCCCCUGUUGCCCCAGUUGCACCAGUGGAAGAUGCCCCAGUCGUUGUCGAAGCGAAAGUAGCUGCUGCACCCGCUGCCGAAGUUGAAUGGAAAGCUCCCGAGCCCGUUCAGGACACCCCUGAAGUCGUUGCGGCCAAGACUGAAUUCUCCAAACUCUACAAGGAGGCCGCCGCUGCCGCUGACGCCGUUGAUGAGGAAGGAAAACCUACUGCCGUUGCAACCCCCGUCGUGGUUGAGAGCGUACGCAGGAAGCGUCAAAUUCCAUUCUUCCCCGCAGCUUUUCCCUACGCCUCGGCUGUUUACCCUGCCGCUCUUCCCGCUGUUAGGUACGUUGCUCCCGCUCCCUUGGUAGGCAAGACCACCUUCAAGACCGUCACCGCCGAAGCUGACCUCACCGCGAAGACCCCAGCUGACACCAACAAAUUUGACUUGAAGGAAAAGAGCUUCGACGUUGUUACCCCCCUUGCCUAUCACCUGCCCUACACUUACAACUAUCACUUCGCUCCUGCUGAUGCCCCAGUUGCUGCUGAUGCCCCAGUCGCCGUUGAGAGCGCCCGCAAGAAGCGCCAGGUCGUCGCUGUUUUGCCCAACAAGCAGUUCAUCGAUGAUCUCCACUACAGGAGCGUUGACUUGAACCAGGACGGCCAACCCGACAAGGCUGUUCUCCCCGUUUACCCAACUUUCCACUACGCUGCUGCUUUUCCUACACUCAAGUACGUCCCAUCCGCAGUUGCUCCCGUUCCGUUCGUGGCUAAGACCACCGUGAAGGCCGUCACUGCUGAGGCUGAUCCGUCCGCCAAGACCCCUGCUGCCACCACCAAGUUUGAUUUGAAAGAAAAGAGCUAUGAUGUUGUUACUCCUCUGGUUUACCCCUUCCCCCACGCUUAUCCCUUUGUCGCUGCUGCACCCGCACCUGCUGCGGCCGCUCCCGUCGCCGUUGAGAGCUCACGCAAGAAGCGCCAAGUCACUGUCGUUCCCACCAGCCAGUUCUUCAGGGAUUUUGCUUACAACAGCGUUGAUUUGAACAAGGAUGGUCAACCCGACAAAGCCGUUUAUACUGCUCCCCUUGCUUACUCAGCAUUCUACCCUUAUCCCUAUCCUUACGUUAACGGAUUCUAUGGUUGAAUUGUUUUGUAACACAGCACUUGAUCUGGACAAUUAGAACGUACAAAACCUAUAGCCGAAUAUGAUUAUCAACCCAACAUUUGACGUGUGCCGAUCACCUUGCAGUUCUACCAUUUAGUGUACAUUCUUUCAAUUUUGUUUUUUGUUU